ACAAGAAACAGCCAGCUAAACCGGUUCAUGUCCUGUGUUCAUUUCUUUUACUGUCUGUUCAUGUCAUGCCGGAUACAUUGUAUCUACGCGUUAAACGUACAUGAAAGCCACUAUAAAGUCGUGAUAACGAGUGGGAAACUAGGAAUUUUCUUUAAGCUCCGAGUUGGGGGCGUGUCAUUUCAAGAAACAUGACAUAAUCGAUGGAUGCGACGUCUGUUGUUGACGGUAAUUUUUUUUGUUGAAAUUGAUUGACAGGCUUGCAACAUAACGAUAGGUUUUUAUGCGAUACAGAUUAAAUUGGCUUCAUAAAUUAUUUAAAAAAUUAUUUGCCCCUUCGGCAGUGUUAACAAACCCUGUUGUAUUUUUACAUCGCCAUCUUGAGCCGACUAAACUGACUUGAACGCAGCACACCUUUAACAAACCUUUAACAGUUAUUAAUCAGUUAUUAAUCCAGAGCAGAGUGUUUAAAUGGCAUCAGGAAGUGCACUGAUCUUUGACGAGGAGAUGAGCGAUUAUAAAAUCCUCUGGACAGUUCAAGUCUGUGAGAUCGAGGUUCCUGAGCGGUUGACCGUGUCUUAUGAAGCACUGAAGACUCGCGGCGUAGCAGAGCGGUGCAAACAGGUGCCGGUCCGCUUGGCCACCGAGCAGGAGAUUUUACUGGCACACAGUGAGGAAUAUCUGGAGGCUGUUAAACAGACUUCCAAAAUGAGCGUGAAACAGCUGAAGGCAUUUUCAAAGCAGUACACUGACGUCUAUUUCCAUCAGAACAUCUAUCACUGUGCUACGAUGGCUGUGGGUGCCACACUGCAGCUGGUGGACAGUGUGAUGAAGAGAGAGGUCAGGAACGGCAUGGCACUGGUCAGGCCUCCAGGACACCACAGUCAGCGCUCCGCUGCGAACGGUUUCUGUGUGUUCAAUAAUGUGGCCAUCGCUGCGCUUUAUGCCAAGAAGACCUACAACCUGAACAGGGUUUUGAUUGUGGACUGGGACGUCCAUCAUGGACAGGGCAUCCAGUACUGCUUUGAGGAGGACCCAAGUGUGCUCUAUUUUUCCUGGCAUCGUUACGAGCACCAGACCUUCUGGCCCUAUCUCCCUGAGUCAGACUACACCAGCAUCGGGAAAGGCAAAGGAUCUGGUUUUAACGUGAACCUCCCCUGGAACAAGGUGGGCAUGACGAACAGCGACUAUCUGGCUGCUUUCUUCCAUGUUCUUUUACCCGUAGCGUAUGAGUUUGAUCCUGAGCUGGUUUUGGUCUGUGCUGGUUUUGAUUCAGCCAUCGGGGACCCAGAAGGUGAAAUGUGUGCUCUUCCAGAGAUCUUUGCCCACCUCACCCAGCUGCUAAUGCCUUUGGCUGAAGGCAAAAUAUGCGUCGUCCUGGAGGGAGGGUAUAACCUGACUUCUCUCGCCCAAUCCGUUUGCCAAACCGUCCAGACCCUUCUGGGAGAUCCGGCCCCUCAGCUGUCAGGGCUCACAGCCCCUUGUGAGAGUGCACUAGAAUCUAUCCAAAAUGUUCGCAGCGCUCAAUCAUCAUACUGGAGCUGUUUAAAUCACUUAGAGGCUCAUUCAGGUACGAGCACCAAAAGGCCCAGACUGGAUGAGAAGAACAGCAAAACAAAAGAGACUGAGAAACCUGUGUCAGAGAGCGAUGCAAAGAAGACUGUUGAGUGGCCUGAACCUUUAAUCAGGACAUCUACUGAUGUGCGAACACUCGUAGCGCCCCCUCCUGGUGUGGAGUUCUCACUGCCUGAAGGCUGCCAAAAUCUGGGGGAAGAUUCCCAAAUGACCUCUAAAGAAGUACAAAGUAUCCGGGAUAAAUAUUUCCAAGACGUAACGGACCAAAACAUCCUCAAGCCUCUUGGAAAGAUCAUUUCAGUUCUUGACCAAAUGAUGAAUAGAAAGGUGCGUAACGGAUGCAUCGUAGUGUCUGACUUGAGUUUGUCCGUACGCUGUGCUUAUCAACACGCACUCAUGGGCCUCGCUGAACGGGUGCUGGUUGUUUUUAUCGGAGAUGGGAAUAUACCAGUCAAAACUGAUGACGGGAGGGUGUUUCUAGUCCAAAUCUGUGCUGAAGAAACUGAAGAGAAGUGUGUGAACCGUCUGUCCUUGUGUCUGAGAGAGGGUGAGGGAUUCACGGCAGGAUUUAUGCAGGCGGUUCUGAGCCUGAUCCUCCCUCUGGCGUAUGAGUUCAACCCCGGGCUGGUGCUGGGGGUUGUUGGAGACAGUGGGACUCUUCUGGCUCCAGUCUGGGGUCACCUGAUCGGUCUGCUCCAAGGCCUGGCAGAGGGCCGCACACUCACCCUACUGCAGGGCUGUGACAAAGAUCUGCUGGCGGUUACACUCUCUGCCCUCUCUGGGGCCCCUAUCCCUCCACUCGGGCCCCUGGGAGCUCCCAAUCCUGAAGAUGUUCAGAUGAUGGAGAAGCAGAGACAGAGACUGCAGAAACGCUGGUGUUCGGUGCAGGAGGGAUUGGGUCUGCACAGUGAUACCACAGUUCACUAAAAUAUUUUAUGGAUCAUGUAAUUGAGCAGUUUUGUGAAACAUACAUCACAUAUGUUUAUCUAGAAGUUUGUACAUGAUGAAUUAUAUGUGUUAUGUGACCUUAGAAUGCCUUAAUGUACUCUUGUAUAAAUAAAUUGAUAAUAAUGUGUGUUUGUGCAGUUUCAGAAAGCUGAUGGAAACCUCUGGAAUGUCGAGCGACCUGCAUUUUAAUGUUCAGUUACGGAAAAUAAUCAUUUUUGUACUUUGUACAUUUUGUGUGGCAUUAAAAAUGAACCUGUUACAGUU
Molecule: messenger RNA, 2784 nt
Organism: Carassius gibelio (silver crucian carp)
Lineage: Eukaryota; Metazoa; Chordata; Actinopteri; Cypriniformes; Cyprinidae
Product: polyamine deacetylase HDAC10
Exons: 19
Coding region: 469-2499 (676 amino acids)
Biological process (GO): chromatin organization
Cellular component (GO): histone deacetylase complex
Molecular function (GO): histone deacetylase activity
Source: RefSeq, a predicted model, not a curated record